This is a messenger RNA of Tachysurus vachellii, 2205 nucleotides long. Its product is annotated as P2Y purinoceptor 11-like. Lineage: Eukaryota; Metazoa; Chordata; Actinopteri; Siluriformes; Bagridae. The coding region runs from base 684 to 1574 and encodes 296 amino acids. Gene Ontology annotation, cellular component: plasma membrane. Gene Ontology annotation, molecular function: G protein-coupled ATP receptor activity; neurotransmitter receptor activity. Gene Ontology annotation, biological process: calcium-mediated signaling; G protein-coupled receptor signaling pathway; cellular response to ATP. The transcript is spliced from 2 exons. The record is from RefSeq and is a predicted model, not a curated record.
UGUCAGACAUGCUCUCUACCACAAAGAAAAAACACUGCCUUAGCCUACAAGAAGAGGAAACUGUCUAAAUUUAAAGACAAAUGGCUUCUUUUGGUGCUAAAACCUUUGCCGGGAAACAUAGGAGAAAAGAAAAUUGGAGCACAAAUUUCAAAGGGGAAAGGAGAAAAAUUCUCCAUUUAGGAGGCCCAAGAGGAGGACAGGGCAAAGAAGGACUUGAAGAAGAAGAAAGAGACAGUGGCAAUGCUGCCAAUUAGCUUUGCUAAUGCUUAACUUAAAAAACAGCUGCAAAAGACUGCAAUCUUUCUAAAGAUGUGCCAGUGUUUUAGUUGUUUAGUUGUUAAUGUUUAUUAUAUUUACAGCAAAAACUCAUAGAGCUAUUAAUAAUGUUGUUGUGUAAUAAACAGUUGACAAGUUGGAAAAAGGAUUCUGCAGAGGAAAUAUCACAGAGAUGUGAAUAUGUCCCAGGAAAAUCUGUAUUUUAGGGAAAUUACCUAUUUGUCUAGAAUUUGAAGAAAUCUUGGAUCCAGUGACAUUACUGCUGGAGAACCAAAAAUGGCAGCAACUAUUGGCAACAGGAGCAGGAACAUCAACUGUAGUUAUAUAGUUCAAACAGAACUGUUACCUCUUAAUUGAUUCUAAUACAGCUUCUUCUUUGCAUUGCUGUUUUCAGGAGUCUCAGUAAAAUGGACAGAAACAGCAGUUGUAACGAUACAUUUGCAGUGGUCUUGUUACCUCCUAUCUAUGGUGUAGAGAUGUGUGUGGCACUGGUGGGGAACAUACUGGCACUGUGGCUGCUUGUGACUAAGGAGAAGAAGAACUGGCACAUGGGAGUAGUGUUUUCCUGCAACCUGAUCAUCAGUGACAUCUUUUACGCCCUCACACUCCCACUUCUCAUCGUCUACUAUUCAAGAGGACGGGUCUGGGGAUUUGGUAAUGCACUCUGCAAAAUAGAGCGCUUUCUCUUCACCUGUAACCUCUACGUCAGCAUUUACUUCAUCAUGUGCAUCAGUGUCCAUCGAUACCUGGCCAUCGUUCAUCCAAUUUUCACACGCAAACACAUUCGCCCAAAACACGGCAAGAUCAUCAGUGUGUUCGUCUGGAUAUUUGUUGCAAGCAUUUCAUCUCCAGUCCUCUACUAUUCAGGUCUGAUUAACAAAAGAUGUUCCUUUUUUGCAAAUUACAGCAGUAAAGCACUUAACCUUAGUAAGACAAGCAACAUAUUAUUUAUGACUGUUAUAGGCUGUUUGGUCCCUUUUGUUUUUACUUUUGGAUCCUAUUUUGGUGUAACAAUGGCUGUUUUUAAAAAUCCAAAUAUCACCUCACUACAGAAAAAAAGAGUGGCGUUGAUUGUGGGUUUAGGUUGCAUCCUGUACACCGUGUCGUUUGUCCCCUUUCACAUUCUGCAAAUAUGGAAUUAUAAACUGAGGGAAGAAAAUAAGACUAAUUGUUAUGUGCAUAAUGGAUACAGAGUGUCAAUGGCAUUAGCCUGCCUGAACAUGUGCCUUCAUCCCAUCCUGUACAUGGCUGUGUCUGACAGUAUCAGAGCAGUGUGCUGCAGAAGUAGCUCAAAUUAAUACAACCUGUGAUUUCACCAGUUGGAGUCAUUAUGCAAAACAGUUUCUUGUGUGUUUUUUUUUUUUAUCAUAAUAUGUUUAAUCAUGCUAUUUCACACACCUGGAGCAGUGGGCAGCCAUUCAUGUUGCGGCGCCCGGGGAUCAGUUGGGAGGAGUUCAGUGCCUUGCUCAAGGGCACCUAAGUCAUGGCCGGCCCGAGACUCGAACCCACAACCUUAGGGUUAGGAGUCAAACUCUCUAACCAUUAGGCCACAACUCCCCCCUGACCCUUUUGACCUGACAUUUUUCUUUUCACUUUUGACCUGACAUUUUUCAAGUGUUAAUUGUAGUGCAGCCGAAAUAUACAAUCGUAUCUGCCACGAUGUACAAACUUUACCGAAGGUUAGAUAAGAAUGUUAAAAUUAAAUGUAUUCAGUAUAGAGAAGCUAUAGGAGCAAAAUGAUCAAGCUGAGAGAAUACAACAGCUGCUUCUCUAACUGUAUACAGCCUUGUAAUGACAUCUUAAUAAAUAAAUGAUAUAUUCCUCCAUUACUGUCUGCAUCAUGCUUAAAGAUGUACUUUGUAUGUGUAAAACAAUCAUGUAAAUGCUUCUUGAAUGUUCUGUAAACAAUAUAAACGAGAAGUGUUUUAA